This is a messenger RNA of Knipowitschia caucasica, 16440 nucleotides long. The record is from the annotation of a GenBank genome assembly. Lineage: Eukaryota; Metazoa; Chordata; Actinopteri; Gobiiformes; Gobiidae.
AUGGCAUCAGUACCAGUUUACUGCCUGUGCCGUCUUCCGUAUGAUGUGACACGUUUUAUGAUUGAGUGCGACAUUUGCCAAGACUGGUUUCAUGGAAGCUGUGUUGGAGUUGAAGAGGAAAAUGCUGCAGAAAUUGACCUUUAUCAUUGUCCAAAUUGUCAAGUUGCUCAUGGACCCUCUGUUAUGCGUAAGCGCCGUGGAGGAAAUAAAGUUUCCGAUGCAGGUCCAGUUGGGGUCAGAGAUCCAAGUCGACCUGUGAAAACAGGGAGUGCUCAGUUUGUCAGAGAGCUACGGAGCCGCACAUUUCCAAACGCGGAUGAGGUCUUGCUGAAACCCACUGGUGCCCAGCUCACAGUUGAAUUUCUUGAAGAACACUCCUUUAGUGUUCCUGUUAUGGUGCUUCGAAGGGAUGGUCUUGGAAUGACUUUGCCUCCAUCUUCAUUUACAGUCAGCGAUGUAGAAAACUACAUUGGCUCAGACAAGGAGAUUGAUGUGAUUGACGUGGCUCGCCAGUGUGACUUAAAGAUGCGUUUAGGGGAAUUUGUUGAAUAUUACAACAGUCCCAAUAGAGACAAAGUGCUUAAUGUAAUUAGCCUGGAGUUUUCCGAAACCAGACUUUCAAAUUUGGUGGAGACUCCUAAGAUUGUUCGAAAACUGUCAUGGGUUGAAAACCUCUGGCCAGAAGAGUCUGUUUUUGAACGUCCUAAUGUACAAAAGUACUGUUUAAUGGGAGUCAAGGACAGCUACACAGACUUUCACAUUGACUUUGGAGGCACUUCUGUGUGGUACCAUGUUCUUAGAGGGGAAAAGAUUUUCUACCUGAUCUCCCCCACACCAGCCAAUCUGGCACUUUUUGAAAGAUGGAGCUCUUCUUCUAAUCAAAAUGAAAUGUUCUUUGGAGACCAGGUGGAUAUGUGUUACAAAUGUUCACUGAAACAAGGAAACACAUUAUUCAUUCCAACAGGAUGGAUCCAUGCUGUCCUUACUCCAGUUGACUGUCUGGCUUUUGGAGGAAACUUUUUACAUAGCCUCAACAUUGACAUGCAACUACGAGCAUACGAAAUAGAGAAAAGGUUGAGCACAGCAGAACUAUUCAAAUUUCCCAAUUUUGAAACUGUAUGCUGGUAUGUUGGAAAGCAUCUUUUGGACACUUUUAGAGGUUUAAGAGAAAAUCGCAGACAUCCUGCUUCUUACCUCGUCCACGGAGCAAAAGCACUAAAUAAUGGUUUCCGCAGCUGGACCCGCAAAGAAGCAUUAACAGAGCAUGAAAUGGAGAUUCCUGAAAAUAUCAACACUCAGUUGCUGGUAAAGGAUCUGGCAAAAGAAAUCCGUCUGGUAGAGGACAUCUUUCAGCAAAACAUUGGUCGCACAGGGCCACAAUAUCCUGGGUCACCACUUACAAAAGCCCCUCUCGCCGCAUCCCUGAAUUUAGGGCGACCAUCUGCAAAGAAGAAGGGUCCCAAAUCAAAAGAAGUUAUGGGUGCUCCACCCCAAGCUGGAGUCAAGAAAAAAAGUCAGAAAGCAGCUGUGAAAGUGGAACCUGGCGAUAUUGAUCUCCUUGAGAUUCAUACAAAACACACGCUGAAGAAAUUUCAAACUGCCAAAUCUAAAGGCAAAAACAAGUUUGACCUGCCAUUGAAUGAAUUUGAAGGGAAAUUUAAUAAAAGCAAAUUGAAGCUUGUGUUAACGAAUGGAAAGAUCCAAGGAAAGAAAGAUGGUGGUAGCAAUGGAGCAGUAUCAACCAGUAGCUAUCAACAGUUUGAGAUGGAAGGAUCCAGUGCCUCUGACUUUGAAUCUGAGGAUGAGCUGCAAAUUGAUGAGACACCUCCUCCAAGACGAAAGCAAGCAGCAUCCAGCAAGAAGAAGAAACUCAGUGGUCUACCAAGAAAGCUGCCAAGAGCAAAACCUUGUUCGGAUCCCAAUCGCAUUCGAGAGCCAGGAGAAGUUGACUUUGAUAUUGAAGAGGAUUAUACCACUGAUGAAGAGACCCUAACAGCUCAUGGAGUGAAGGGGGGUGCAGGAGGAAUUCUUGAUUUACUCAAAGCCAGUAAACAGGUAGCAGGCUUGGACCCAGCACUUGGUGAAGAAGCACCGGCCUCCCCCAGCACCUGUGAUGCCAUUCAAGGCAUGCUUUCUAUGGCAAAUCCUCCCUCAUCAUCAUCUUCUUCAUCUUCUUCAUCACCGUUAUCUAUUUCUGGAGGAUUGACGGAGGGACUGGGCAUGGUAAAGGACAAAGGAGGCAAAUCUGUGUGGGUGACUCCUGCUGGGGUCAAAAAGCCUGAGAAGAAGCCCAUCAUUCAGAGACCUGGAAAGCGGGCCAUCAAAAGACCAGCACGUCACUUGAGUGAUGAAGAGAGUCCUGAUGAACAGGAGACACUAGGAACCUGUUUUAAGGACUCUGACUAUGUUUACCCUUCUUUGGAAUCAGACGAAGACGACCAUGUGAAUCGAGCAAAACAAAAAAGAAAAAAGAAUUGGGAUGAUACACCUUGGAGUCCCAAAGCACGUGUGAUGCCUACACUUCCAAAACAGGAACGACCAGCCAGAGAGGGUGCAAGGGUUGCUUCUGUUGAAACUGGUCUUGCAGCGGCCGCUGCAAAAUUGGCACAGCAAGAACAGCAAAAGCCUGCAAAGAGAAAGUACACCAAAAAGCCACGUCCACCACAACCUGUGGCUUCGCCUCCUCCUGUGCAAACAGAGCCAUCUGCACCGUCACCACCUCCCGUCACGGAAUCCCCUGAAGACUUUAGCCCUGACAGGAGGAUGGACUACUUCUCUGCUAGUCUACUUGACCAUGAAUAUACAGCAGGACCAGGUCCCUUUGGUCCUGGAGGGCCUCGAGGCAGCGGAGCAAUGGCUCCUGGCGUGUUCCUCACUUCUCGACGUCCUUCUCUUUCUCCACAAAACAGCAAUUCUCAUUCGGCUGCAUCUCCUGCAGCUUUAGCCAGCCAGGGCGUUGCUGGAGUUGGCCAAGGAAAACUUCACAGUACGGUCCUACUCGCGAGUGGAAGAUGGAGAAGCAAAUGUAACACGCAUUUUAGAUCAUCUGAAAAAUCUGCAAUGAAAGCUGAACCAAAUUUUCUAAGUUCCUUGACGGUGGAAGUGAAAGGCGUGACAAUGAAAGUAGACAGAAGUAAGCUAAAGAAGACUCCUACAGAAGCUCCGGCUGAUUGUAGGAUACUUAUUGAAAAGCUUAAGGCAUGUUGUGAUGAGCAACUCCUGGUUGAACUGCAACACAUCAAGACCUGGAAUAUUGGCAAGUGUGAGUUGUACCACUGGGUAGACCUCCUGGACCGAUUUGAUGGCAUCCUCUGUGAUGCAGGCCAGACAGUGGAGAAUAUGUCCUGGCUGUUGGUGUGUGAUCGUCCAGACAACAGUCAGCUCAAAGCUCUUCUUUUGGCAGUACUUAACUUCACUGCUCUGUUGAUCGAAUAUAGCUUUUCUAGGCACCUUUACAGUUCCAUAGAGCACUUAACUACCUUGUUAGCAUCAUGUGACAUGCAGGUGGUCCUAUCUGUGCUGAACCUACUGUAUGUGUUCAGUAAACGUUCAAACUACAUCACAAGACUAGGAUCUGAUAAAAGAACGCCACUAUUAGCUCGUCUACAACAUCUGGCAGAGAGCUGGGGUGGAAAGGAGAAUGGGUUUGGUCUGGCCGAAUGUUGCAGGGAUCUGACAAUGACGAAAUAUCCCCCCAGCGCUACCACACUACAUUUUGAAUUUUAUGCAGAGCCAGGCCCUGAGGUCAAAAUAGAGAGAAAGCAGACAAGUAGUAAUACACUACACUAUAUUCACAUCGAGCAGCUUGACAAGAUUUCUGAAAGUCCGUCUGAAAUUAUGGAGUCAUUGACAGCAAUGUAUAGCAUCCCUAAAGAUAAACAGACCCUACUGUUCACACACAUUCGACUAGCCCAUGGAUUUUCCAACCAUAAGAAACGGCUCCAAGCAGUGCAAGCCAGAUUACAUGCCAUUUCUAUACUAGUGUACUCAAACGCACUCCAAGAGUCCGCUAACAGUAUUCUGUAUAAUGGCCUGAUUGAAGAGCUGGUUGAUGUACUCCAAAUUACAGACAAACAGCUUGUGGAUAUCAAGGCCGCAUCUUUGCGAACUUUAACAUCCAUUGUUCAUCUGGAGAGGACUCCUAAGCUUUCAAAUAUCAUUGACUGUACUGGCACUGCUUCAUACCAUGGUUUUUUGCCUGUGCUGGUGCGCAACUGUAUACAGGCAAUGAUUGAUCCUCAAAUGGAACCAUACCCACACCAGUUUGCAACUGCACUCUUCUCCUUCCUGUAUCACUUGGCUAGUUAUGACGCUGGAGGGGAGGCACUUGUUUCUUGUGGUAUGAUGGAAGCUCUUCUGAAAGUCAUAAAGUUCCUUGGGGACGAGCAGGAUCAGAUCACCUUUGUAACGCGAGCUGUGCGGGUAGUUGACCUUAUUACCAACUUGGACAUGGCUGCCUUUCAGUCCCACAGCGGCCUUACCAUUUUCAUUUGCAGGCUAGAGCAUGAGGUAGACCUAUCACGAAAAGAGUGCCCUUUUGUCAUCAAGCCAAAGAUUCAUAGGCCCAAUUCUGCAGUGGAUGCAGAAGACAUGGACACUGACAUGGAAAUGUCAGAAGUUGCCAUGGAAAGCAGUCCUGGGCCAUCCACAACAUCUGGAUCAAGACCUGACAUGGACCAUCGUGUACAGAACAACGUUGUGAACACACGUGCAGGUAUGCAGUGUAUACCGCAGCGUGCUGCGCUAUUAAAAUCAAUGCUAAACUUUUUAAAGAAAGCCAUCCAGGACUCUACUUUCACUGAUGGUAUUCGCCACAUAAUGGAUGGGUCAUUGCCUACCUCACUCAAGCACAUCAUCAGUAAUGCAGAAUACUAUGGUCCAUCUCUCUUUCUAUUGGCAACGGAGGUGGUAACAGUGUUUGUGUUCCAAGAGCCAUCUCUACUUUCCUCUUUACAAGACAAUGGCCUCACAGAUGUUAUGCUACAUGCACUUCUCAUCAAAGAUGUACCAGCAACUCGUGAAGUUUUAGGGUCUCUUCCCAAUGUAUUCAGCGCUCUGUGCCUGAAUGCAAGAGGAUUGCACUCUUUUGUUCAGUGUCAGCCAUUUGAAAGGCUCUUCAAAGUGCUCUUGUCCCCUGACUACCUGCCUGCCAUGCGCCGGCGACGUAGCUCGGACCCUCUAGGUGACACUGCAUCUAACCUGGGAAGUGCUGUUGAUGAGCUUAUGAGGCACCAGCCCACACUGAAGACUGAUGCUACUACCGCCAUAAUUAAGUUACUAGAGGAGAUAUGUAACUUAGGUCGGGCCCCAGAGUACAUCUGCCAAAAACCUUCCAUUCAGAAAGCAGAUGGAACUGUGGCUGUACCUCCUGCCCGGUCCAGUCAUGCAGCUGAAGAAGCAUCCAGUGAAGAUGAGGAAGAGGAGGAGGCACUUCACACCUUUAGCCAACAACAGGGGGAGCCAGAGAGCAACAGACAGUCAGUGCCACUUGAACUGAUCGUGGGAACCGAGGAACGAAUUCCUAUUCCUCUUAUGGAUUACAUCUUAAAUGUGAUGAAGUUUGUUGAAUCAAUUCUGAGCAACAAUACAACUGAUGACCACUGCCAGGAGUUUGUUAACCAGAAGGGAUUGCUACCCCUGGUAUCAAUUCUUGGUUUACCUAACCUACCCAUAGACUUUCCCACAUCAGCUGCCUGUCAAGCAGUUGCUGGUGUCUGCAAGUCAAUUCUGACUCUUUCUCAUGAACCUAAGGUUCUGCAAGAGGGCUUGUGCCAACUGGAUAGUAUUUUGACAUCCUUGGAGCCCUUACAUCGACCAAUUGAGGUGCCUGGAGGAUCUGUGCUUCUCAGGGAGCUUGCUAAUGCUGGCCAUGUUACAGAUGCAACUCUGUCAGCUCGUGCAACUCCACUUUUACAUGCCCUGACUGCUGCACAUGCAUACAUCCUUAUGUUCGUCCAUACUUGCAGAGUUGGACAGAGUGAAAUCCGAGCCAUUUCUGUCAACCAGUGGGGCUCCCAGUUGGGCCUGAGUGUUCUCAACAAGCUCAGUCAGCUCUAUUGCUCUCUUGUAUGGGAAAGCACCGUUCUGCUGUCACUGUGCACACCCAACAGUCUGCCUCCAGGUUGUGAGUUUGGCCAGGCUGACAUGCAGAAACUUGUUCCCAAAGAGGAGAAACCAUCUUCCACUACUACCACAGCAAUGGCCUCUGCCUCUAAAAGAAAUGAAGCUGAAGCUCUUUCUGUGGACACUUCUGCUGGAGGAUUGCUGGAAGGAAUGGGCCUUGACGGAGAUGCAAUGGCUCCAAUGGAAACUGAUGAACCCACUACAUCAGAUCCUAAGACCAAAUCCAAACUUUCCCCAGCCAUGGCUACACGCAUCAAACAGAUAAAGCCUCUUCUGUCAGCUUCAUCUCGACUCGGAAGAGCUUUGGCUGAGCUGUUUGGUUUGCUUGUGAAACUGUGUGUGGGUUCUCCAGUGCGACAACGGCGUUCACAUCAUGCCAACAGCACAGGCACAACCCCAACCCCUGCAGCACGAGCCACUGCUUCUGCCCUCACAAAACUACUUACCAAGGGUCUUAGCUGGCAGCCUCCUCCAUACACGCCAACACCUCGAUUCCGGUUGACCUUUUUUAUUUGCUCUGUGGGAUUCACUUCUCCAAUGUUGUUUGACGAAAGGAAGUACCCUUAUCACCUCAUGUUACAAAAGUUUUUCUGUUCCGGUGGACACGAUGCUUUGUUUGAAACCUUUAACUGGGCCUUGACAAUGGGUGGUAAGGUGCCUGUGUCUGAGGGUCUGGAGCAUCUAGAAUUACCAGACGGGACCGGAGAAUUUUUGGACGCAUGGUUAAUGCUGGUAGAGAAGAUGGUGAACCCCAGCACAGUUCUGGAUUCUCCUCACUCACUGCCAGCUAAAAUGCCUGGAGUCACACCCACUAUGCCUCAGUUUAGUGCUCUUAGAUUUCUCAUAGUCACCCAAAAGGCUGCAUUCAACUGUAUCCGUAGUCUGUGGAACAGGAAGCCACUUAAAGUGUACGGAGGUCGGAUGGCAGAGUCAAUGUUGGCUAUACUCUGUCACAUCCUGAGAGGGGAGCCGGUAAUCCAGGAACGGCUUACUAAGGAGCGGGAGGGUACAGUUCGCCCUGAGGAGGAGGUUGCCUCCACAGGCUCUUCGGCUGGCAGUGCUGCCCCUGGAUCAAGCACAACAAGUGGAGAGGGCUCAGCACCAACAGGUUCCUCUACAGGAGCACCACCUGCAGGAACAGCAGAGGAUGCCACCAGCUCGGUUUCCCGCCGUGAGCCUCAGGUCAACCAGUCCCAGCUUACACAGCUUGUGGAUAUGGGUUUCUCAAGAGAACAUGGCAUGGAGGCUCUGUUGAACACCAGCACUAUGGAACAGGCUACAGAAUAUUUACUGACUCAUCCACCUCCUCUUCUUAGUGGCGCAGUUAGGGACCUUACGAUGUCUGAAGAGGACCAGAUGAUGAGGGCCAUUGCCAUGUCACUUGGUCAAGAGGUCAGCAUGGAGCAACGCUCCGAUUCUCCUGAGGAAGCAGCACGGCGCCGUGAAGAAGAGGAUCGAAGAGCCAGGGAGCGUGCGGAGGAAGAAGAAGCUCGUUGUUUGGAACGCUUUAUGGAAGCUGAGCCCCUGGACCCACAGGAACUACACACAUUCACUGACGCCAUGCUACCAGGCUGUUUCCACCUUCUAGAUGAACUCCCAGAUACUGUCUACAGACUCUGUGAUCUUCUCAUGACUGCGAUUAAGAGGAAUGGCCCAGAGUUUAGAGAUCUUUUUCUUGGUCAAGUUGUUCGCCAGGUUUGGGAUGCUGCUGAUGUUCUGAUCAAGGCUGCGGUGCCUCUCACCACCAGUGACACAAAGACUGUGUCGGAGUGGACCAGGCAGAUGGCUACACUGCCACAGGCCUCUAAAUUGGCUACACGUAUUUUGCUGCUGACUUUGCUUUUUGAGGAACUGAAACUAUUGUGUGCCAGAGUGGUAGAAAACAGUGGAGUUCUUGAUCUACUCAUCAAACUUCUAGAAGUGGUACAGCCAUGUCUGCAGGCAGCCAAAGAACAAAAAGACAUUCAAACGCCAAAGUGGAUUACGCCAGUCUUGUUGCUUAUAGAUUUCUAUGAGAAAAUGGCUGUCUCUUCUAAACGCAGAGCAGAAAUGAACAAGUACCUACAGCCUAAUGGCAACAACUGGCGGUGGUUUGAUGAUCGUUCAGGCCGUUGGUGCAGUUAUAGUGCAUCUAAUAACAGCACCAUAGAUUCUGCUUGGCGUACAGGGGAUACAAGUGUCCGUUUCACAGCCGGGAGACGCAGAUACACUGUACAGUUCAAUACCAUGGUGCAGGUGAAUGAAGAGACUGGCAACAGGAGACCUGUGAUGUUGACUGUCAUGAAGCUUCCCAGGCUUGCUAAGACUACAAAAGCAAAUAGCAUGACUGAUUCUGAGAAAGAGGAGGGAGAGAAGAGCAAACCUGAAGAAACAUUGACUGAGACGGACUCUUCUGUUGCACCUGUAGAGAUGGCUGCUCCUAAAUUGGAUGCAAAUCAAAUGAAAGACGCUCCCUCAGCACCUGUUUCACAAGAGCCUGAAUCGACUCAAAGCUCUGAUAUUGUUGUCCAGGGCCUGAGCGAGGACAUGACUACCAUCCUUAUUCGGGCUUGUGUCAGUAUGAUAAGCGUCCCUGUGGACCCGGACACUCUACAUGCCACACUGAGGCUCUGUCUGCGUCUUACUCGCAAUCACCAGUAUGCCAUGAUGUUUGCUGAAUUAAAGAGCACCCGAAUGAUUUUAGGCCUCACUCAGAGUUCUGGUUUCAACGGCUUCACUCCACUAGUAACACUUCUCUUCAGACACAUCAUAGAAGAUCCAGCUACACUCCGGCACACCAUGGAGAAGGUUGUUCGGUCAGCUGUGACGAGUGGGGCUGGGAGCACCACUUCUGGUGUAGUGUCAGGAAGUCUUGGAUCCAGGGAAAUAAACUACAUACUGCGUGUUUUGGGUCCAGCAGCAUGCCGCAAUCCUGAAUGUUUCAUUGAAACUGCGAGUAAUUGCGUCCGCAUAGCUUUACCUGCUCCUCGAGGGGCUGGCACAGCCUCUGAUGAUGAGUUUGAAAACUUGAGAAUUAGAGGACCAAAUGCAGUGCAGCUGGUUAAGACAACUCCAUUAAAAUUGUCCCCGUUGCCAUCUAUUCCGGAUACCAUCAAGGAGGUUCUUUAUGACAUGCUCAAUGCAUUGGCAGCUUACCAUGCUCCCGAAGAACCUGAGCGCCCAGAAGAGCGCGCAGUAGCUGUACAUGGCGGACAAGACCUUUGUCAAAUACUGCAGGAUGUUGGUGAUGAUGUGUACCAGCAGUACAGGCUCACACGACAAGGCAGUGAUUUUGACUCCCAGUCUGCAUUCCACAUUAAUACUCAAGUAUUUGCAGCUGAUGGUGCUGUGGCUGAGACCUCACAAACAGGAACACCACAAGGCGAAGCAAACUCCCCAGAGGAAAUGCGUGAGGAGAAAAAAGAACAAGAGGGAGAGAAAAACUGCUCAGAAGAGGGAAAGGCUGCCAAGGCAAAGGCUUCUAAGCCCCUAAUGCCAACUUCUACCAUUCUCAGAUUGCUGGCUGAACUUGUGCGCUCCUAUGUGGGAAUCGCCACAUUAAUUGCCUCAUACUGCUACACUGCUGGGCAAUCUGAGCUGAUUAAGGAGGAUUGCAGUGUUCUUGCAUUUGUGCUAGAUCAUUUACUUCCACAUACCCAGAAUGCAGAAGAUAAAGACACUCCGGCUCUCGCACGACUCUUUUUGGCUAGUUUGGCCGCUGCUGGCACAGGGACAGAUGCUCAGGUUGCUCUGGUCAAUGAGGUGAAGGCUGCACUCAGUCGUGCACUUGCUAUGGCUGAAGGUGCUGAAAAACAUGCUAGACUUCAAGCGGUUAUGUGUAUUAUUAGCACUAUUAUGGAGUCCUGCCCUUCAACUUCUAGUUUCUACAGCACUGCAGCGGCUAAAACUCAACACAAUGGCAUGAAUAAUAUUAUUAGGCUUUUCCUCAAGAAAGGCCUGGUCAACGAUUUGGCUCGAGUACCCCAUAGCUUAGAUUUAUCAAGUCCCAAUAUGGCAAAUACAGUGAAUGCUGCCUUAAAACCACUUGAAACACUAUCUCGCAUUGUAAACCAGCCAAGCAGUUUAUUCGGAGGCAAAGGAGGCUCGAAUAAGAAUAAGACUGAGCAUGACACGGUGUGCACUGCAAGGGACAGUAACAGUAACACACAGGACCAAAGUGAAUCAGGUGAGACAGAGCCAGUAGUUGGAAAUCGUGUCACAGGACCAGAUAGUGACCUCAUGGAUGGUGAGACUGAAGGAGAUACAGUUGUAAUUGCUGGUCAGCCCGAAGUUCUUAGUACUCAAGCUAUGCAGGUAGAGAACGAGUUGGUGGAUCUAAUUGAUGAGCUGUUGGAAAGGGAUUCUGGCACUGUAAAUAGCACAAUUAUAGUGGGACAGAGUGGUGAAGAUGAAUCCCAGGAAGAUGUUUUGAUGGAUGAGGCUCCAUCUAAUAUUAGCCAAGCAUCUACUCUUCAGGCAAACCGUGAAGACUCAAUGAACAUCUUGGAACCAGAGGAUGAAGAGCAUACUCAGGAAGAAGACUCCAGUGGAAGUAAUGAUGAUGAAGACAGUCAGGAUGAGGAGGAAGAAGAGGAGGAGGAAGAAGAGGAGGACCAGGACGAUGAAGAGGGUGAUGAGGAUGAUGAUGACGAAGGUUCAGAGAUGGAGUUGGAUGAAGACUUUCCUGACAUUAAUGCCGCUCCUCACAUUCGGUUUGAGCGCUUUGACAGAGAUGAUGACCUCAUCAUCGAAUUUGACAACAUGUUUUCGAACAACGCUGACAUCCCCCCAUCCCCAGGCAACAUUCCUAGCUCACAUCCACUUAUGGUGCGCCACGCCGAUCAUGGCUCUCUGACUCUUGGCGUGGCAGGCUCCAGCAGCCGUUUGGCCCAGGGCAUGGGCCGCAGCCAAAGAACAUUGCGACAGUUGACUGCAAACAGCGGCCACACCAUCCAUGUCCACUAUCCCGGCAACCGCCAACCGAACCCUCCCCUCAUCCUGCAAAGAUUGUUGGGUCCCAGUGCAGCAGCCGACAUUUUGCAGUUGUCCAGUUCUCUUCCCCUGCAGUCUCGUGGCCGUGCGCGUUUGUUGGUUGGAAAUGAAGACGUGCAUAUUAUUGCUCGCUCAGAUGAUGAGUUGUUUGAUGAUUUUUUCCAUGAACAGAGUGGCACUGGUGGUCAAGCAGGCACUCUUUCAAGUAUACCCACUGCACUGACAAGAUGGACUGAUGAGUGUAAAGUUCUUGAUGCUGAAAGCAUGCACGAUUGUGUUGCUGUUGUCAAAAUCCCAAUUCUUCAGCAUUUAGAACAUCUACGUGAUGAAGAACUAGAAGAAAGAAGGGAAAAACGCAGGAGACAAAUGGCUGAAGAGGAAGAGUCUAAGCAGAAUGAAAGAAGAGCCUCUGGAGCAGAGCAGUCGAGAGAGCAGUGUCUGCAGGGCUCUGGACUGGGGGCAGUGAAUGGUGCAGACAACACUGCAGAAGGUGAGCAGGCUCAGGGUAGUGCAGUGACAUGUCUGGACCCCCCCAGAGUUGAAGGCUUUCUUACAGCGCCACCAUCUGGAGAGGUCACCCCUACCACUCCAGCUCCUCAUGAGCAGGCCUUGGUCUCCUUAGAAACUGCUAUAAGUCAGCAGGUGCACCAGCCAAUAGCUGACCUGUUGUUGGCAGAGUCUCAAGCCAGCUCCCUGGCUGCUUUGGCCGGGGCAGGCCUUGCCUCUUUGUCAGACAGGCAAAGCCAUGACAUGGAAGCAUCUCAGAUGGAAAUGUCCCCAGCGCCGACAAUCGCUUCUCUGAGUCCAGAUAUUGUUGAGUCAUCUGAGCCUGCAGCAGUGGGUGUGUCGCAGCUUGAAUUCUCUCCCAUGGAUACCAGCAGUCCUGGUUCUGCCACUCUGGAGGAGGUUUCUGCUGCUCCUCCACAAACGACCCAUCUCUCUCAGGAGCUUUCAGGGGAGAGUGGACUAACAGACAGACAGACAGAUGUUGAUACUGGCUCAACUUCGGUUUCCUCUCCUGGUGAAAACAUGCCAAGAAGUGAUAGUGCAGACAGCCAGACACAGGCAAUCCAAGAGGAACCUCUUCCAUCUACCAGCAAUGAAGAGGAGGAUCCACUUGCUGGUAUCAGUCUACCAGAAGGUGUGGACCCCUCUUUUUUGGCUGCACUUCCAGAGGACAUACGCAGAGAGGUUCUUCAAAACCAGCUGGGUAUCAGACCACCAUCUCGUCCGCCUGUUACUGCGACCCUGCCCUCUUCUACCACCCCUGUGCUGGGGGCACCAGGCAUUACGGAGGUUAGCCCUGAGUUUCUAGCUGCCUUGCCGCCGGCCAUCCAGGAGGAGGUUCUUGCUCAACAACGAGCAGAGCAGCAGCGGAGGGAGUUGUCCCAGCAGCCUCCACAGGGAGACACCCCUCUGGAUCCAGUCACAUUUAUCCAGACUCUCCCCUCUGAGCUGCGGCGUAGUGUGCUGGAGGACAUGGAGGACAGUGUGCUGGCAGUCAUGCCUCCUGAUAUCGCGGCAGAAGCGGCUGCUUUGCGUAGAGAACAGGAAGCACGACAGAGGCAGCUUAUGCAUGAGCGGCUUUUCGGUCACAGCUCAUCAUCAGCUCUGUCAGCCAUCUUGAGGUCACCUGCAUUUACAAGUCGUUUGGGCAGCAAUCGUGGAGUCCAGUACACUCGGCUGGCUGUACAGAGGGGAAGUACUUUUCAAAUGGCAGGGGGAACAAAUCACAGACCCUCUAGUUCUAAUGUGGACUCUUUACUGCGGCUACGUGGUCGGCUGUUGCUGGACCAUGAGGCUUUGUCCUGUCUGCUAGUGCUGCUCUUUGUAGAUGAACCUAAGUUGAACACAAGUCGCCUGCAUAGAGUGCUCAGAAACCUCUGCUAUCACUCUCAAACUCGCGGUUGGGUCAUCCGCAGCCUGCUGUCCAUUCUUCAGCGCAGCAGUGAGAGUGAAGUGUGUGUGGAGACAUCCCGCCUGGAAGACUCCCGUGGCAAAAGAAGCCUUCAGGGUGGUUGUGGUGGAAAAGUGGGGGGUUCCACAGGGUCCGGUGCAAUUGGGUCAGGGAUUGCUGGGACCACUGCAGGGGUGACCUGUGCAGGAGGCGGGGGCUCUACUGUUCAUAUUCAUCCACAGGCUGCACCUGUGGUCUGUCGACAUGUUCUGGAUACACUGAUUCAACUGGCCAAGGUGUUUCCUAUCCACUUCACGCAACAGCGCUGUAAAGACCUAUCGUCUUCAUUGGACCUAGACUCCCGUCUCUGCACAGGGCCAGGAAGUGGAAUUUCCACAGAUUUCUGGGACCUGUUGGUAAAGUUGGACAAUAUGAAUGUCAGCCGCAAAGGCAAAGCCUCCAUGAAGACUGUGCCUCUCGGAGGCAGUGCAGAGGCUGAAGGAGCUCAGCUAAGCCUGGAGACCUCUCCUUUGGGCCAAUUGAUGAACAUGUUGUCUCAUCCAGUCAUCAGAAGGAGCUCUCUUCUAACAGAAAAGUUACUGCGGCUGCUUUCCCUAAUAUCAAUUGCUCUGCCUGAUAACAAAGCAACAGAGGUGCCAGCCGCACACCCCACUCCACAGGCUGCCAACCCCAGUGUACCCAGCAACCCAGUAGCUACUGUUCCAGUCACUGCAGGGACCACAGUGUUGCCAGGCACGACGCAGGCCACAGUGACUCUGGCCAGUGCCUCUGCUGCAAUGUCAACCCAGACCUCAACUGCAGCCAUCAGCUUAGCGGCAUCCACACCCUCCACCACAAUCUCAAUACCCACAUCUACUGGAACCACUGUUUCAGGAAAAGCUAGGGGAAUAACCAGCUGCAUAGAGAGUGAGAAAAUGGCAUCUGCUGGGCUGACUGAGAAACAACUUCAACUAUCUGUAGAGGUGUUGACUUCUCAUUCAUGCUCAGAAGAAGGUCUAGAGGAUGCAGCAAAUAUUCUGCUACAGCUGUCCAGAGGGGACUGUAGCACCAGAGACACUGUAUUGAGACUGUUGCUCAGUGGAGCUAGACAUCUCGGAUACACUCUUUGUAAACAAAUUGGUACGUUAUUGGCUGAACUGAGGGAAUACAAUUUGGAACAACAAAGAAGAGCACACGCAGAUUCCCACUCCCCUGAUGCACCGCCUGAGGACUCCUCGCUGUCAGCAAGACUGAGGGGCAAGAUGACCAGCAGGUUCGACGGAGCAGAAAAUGUGGUCAUUGUUGCUGCUCAAAAGCGAACUCUUGGUGGUCGUGAGCUGCAGCUUCCUUGUAUGAGUUCGCUGACCUCAAAAACAUCAACACAGAAGUUUUUCCUAAGAGUUCUCCAAGUAAUAAUUCAGCUAAGAGAAGACACGCGGCGCGCAAACAAGAAGGCCAAACAGACUGGCCGAUUAGGUUCUUCGAGUCUGGGCUCAGCCAGCAGCAUCCAGGCAGCUGUGCGUCAGCUCGAGGCUGAAGCUGAUGCCAUCAUUCAAAUGGUGAGGGAGGGUCAGCGUGCACGUCGUCUCCAGCAGGCAGCGCCACCUUCUGCCUCUGCUGCUGUGUCUGUGGCAGCUGGAUCGUCUGUAACAACUGGCCAUGCUCCUGCUGGUGCUGCUCCCCCUGCUGGCACUGCUGCCACGUCUGAUGCCGCAGCUGCAUCGGAUUCUCAGGCAGCCCAAAGAGAUGAUUCGCCCAUGGAUGUCGACCAGCCCUCCCCUCUGGAGCAGGACCCUGCACCGCUGGAUGAAGAUGGAAAUAGCCUUGGGGAAGUGGAAGACAGGCUUCCAGACCUUCCACUCCUCAGUGAGCAGCUGUUGUUGGAUGAGCUUUGGGACAUGCUCGGGGAGUGCCUCAAAGAAUUGGAAGAGUCUCAUGACCAGCAUGCUGUCCUGGUUCUCCAGCCUGCUGUGGAAGCCUUCUUUUUGGUCCAUGCUACAGAGCGGGAAAGCAAACCUCCAGUGCGUGACACACGAGAGAGCCAGCUGUCGCACAUCAAAGAUGAGCCCCCGCCACUGUCCCCCGCCCCUCUUACUCCUGCCACACCCUCUUCGCUUGAUCCCUUCUUCUCUCGAGAACCAUCUUCCAUGCAUAUCUCUUCUAACUUGCCCCCAGACACACAGAAGUUUCUUCGCUUUGCAGAAACUCACCGCACAGUCCUUAACCAGAUCUUACGACAAUCUACUACUCAUUUGGCCGAUGGCCCUUUUGCGGUUCUGGUUGACUACAUUCGAAUUCUGGACUUUGAUGUGAAGCGAAAAUACUUCCGUCAGGAGCUGGAGCGACUAGAUGAGGGCUUGAGGAAGGAGGACAUGGCAGUGCACGUAAGAAGAGAUCAUGUAUUUGAGGACUCCUACAGAGAGCUGCAUCGCAAAAGUCCUGAAGACAUGAAGAACAGGCUGUACAUUGUUUUCGAAGGAGAGGAAGGCCAGGAUGCGGGUGGCCUUUUGAGGGAAUGGUACAUGAUUAUUUCCAGGGAGAUGUUCAAUCCAAUGUAUGCCCUUUUCCGGACGUCACCUGGCGACCGUGUCACCUACACUAUCAACCCAUCAUCUCAUUGCAACCCAAACCACCUCAGUUACUUCAAGUUUGUGGGUCGUGUGGUGGCCAAGGCUGUGUAUGACAACCGCUUGCUGGAGUGUUACUUUACACGCAGCUUCUAUAAGCACAUCCUGGGAAAAAGUGUCAGGUACACCGACAUGGAGAGUGAGGACUAUCCAUUCUUCCAGGGCUUGGUGUACCUGUUGGAGAAUGAUGUCUCCACACUGGGCUAUGAGCUGACAUUCAGCACAGAGGUUCAAGAGUUUGGGGUAUGUGAAGUCAGAGAUCUCAAACCGAAUGGCGCCAACAUCAUUGUCACAGAAGAAAACAAGAAGGAGUAUGUCCACCUCGUGUGUCAGAUGAAGAUGACCGGUGCAAUCCGGAAACAGCUUGCAGCUUUUCUUGAAGGCUUUUAUGAAAUCAUUCCCAAGAGACUGAUCUCAAUCUUCACUGAACAAGAGCUGGAGCUGCUCAUCUCAGGCCUGCCAACCAUUGACAUUGACGACCUCAAGGCCAAUACAGAAUACCACAAGUACCAGUCCAGCUCCAUCCAGAUCCAAUGGUUCUGGAGGGCUCUCCGCUCAUUUGAUCAGGCGGAUCGGGCCAAGUUCCUGCAGUUUGUGACUGGCACAUCUAAAGUGCCUUUGCAAGGCUUUGCUGCGCUGGAGGGGAUGAAUGGGAUCCAGAAGUUUCAAAUUCACAGAGAUGAUCGAUCUACUGACCGCCUGCCGUCUGCUCACACCUGCUUUAACCAGUUGGACCUUCCGGCUUAUGAGAGCUAUGAGAAAUUAAGACACAUGCUGCUAAUGGCCAUCCAGGAGUGUUCUGAAGGCUUUGGACUGGCUUAA